This is a messenger RNA of Drosophila novamexicana, 810 nucleotides long. RefSeq lists its product as uncharacterized. The transcript is spliced from 5 exons. Lineage: Eukaryota; Metazoa; Arthropoda; Insecta; Diptera; Drosophilidae. The record is from RefSeq and is a predicted model, not a curated record. The coding region runs from base 85 to 663 and encodes 192 amino acids.
AAAUUCGUUUUCGGUUACAUUUAAAUUUUUGUUUUUGUUAAAUCUUGCACAUUUUUUGAGUGGGCCGAGUGAAAGCGAAAGAUAAUGAAAUAUAUAAAACCUAAUCAUUUACUGACGCUGCUGUUAUUGGGCAGUUGGAUAUUAAUGCUGGGACUUGCUACCGCUUCAGGUGAUCAUGGUGAUCCGUUGGAAGAUGUAGACAAUGUGCCGCAUAUGCGCAGCAAACGGGGCAUCGUUUGGGAUUUCUUGCAGAAAAUGGUCAUAACAAAGAAUCUUAUUGUUGAUCAAUACACAGAUACUCGGAAUACUCUUAAUGAUAUCUACAAUACUGUGAAUGAGCAAUUUAAAGACCCGGCGCCAGCGAAACCUACAAGUCAGCCAAGGCCAACAACGGAAAAACUGAAUUCCAGUGAUGAAGACAGUAACAGUGAUCAGUCCACAACAACUACAGAGGGCUACAGUAUUUCUCGCUAUGAGUUGGGCCGUAUUCUGGGGCGGAACUUCCGCGGUAUACAACGUCUGGCCCAGACCGAGUUCAAAGAGGCCAUUAAUGCAACUCACUAUAAUCUAAGAGAAUACAAACAGGAAGCGGACAAACAGUUUGCGAACAGCUUGGGCGUUGAGAAAAAAAACAAGCUGAAAAGUCUGAAGGGCUUAGCUUAGCCAAAAGUACUUACUGGUCUGACGUUCCACAGAACGCGUUGAGUGCCCAAUUGUAUUCGUCGCAAUGUAUGACGGUCCUAGCUUUUUAAAUGAGUUACCUAUGUACAGAUGUAACGGUUGUUAUUUUUAUUAUUACUUAUUGAUGGU